AUGGCAACCGUUGGCGCUAAGGCGUUUCGGAGGCCGCCGCCAGGCCACCCGGCCCCCGGGCGCGGAAUCAAUAUUGAUUCGGCCCCAGGAGGAGGCAGCGGCUCCACUGGGAGCACGCGGCGAGUGGCGAGCGAGGGGCACGCACUUGGAGAGGCCUUCGUGAUCGCCCACGCCGCCCAGCCGGGACCCUCGGAGCCGGUCGGGCCCCCAGCCUGGCUCCGGAACCCUGCCCGGCGCGCACGGGGCUCCGGGUUCGCCCCGUUCCCGUACUGGUCCUCGGACGCCAAUCCCCGCCUCGGACGCGAAAGCCGGUGCCAGCGGCCGCGUCCCUGCGCGGUGCGCCUGGACCGCCCCUCGGACCCGGCCCAGGUCCUCUCCAAGACUGGUGUCCAUCCGGCACUCGCGAUGGACAGGAGGAGCUUUGGGGACCGAUCGGCCGAGAUGAGAGUCUACCUCGGGCUGCCUCGCACAGAUCUGGUUGCAAGUUACUCCCCAGGCGAAGUUCCAAAGCCCACCUGUGCUGGGGCCGUGGCCAGCGGGGCAUUCAGGCCUCUCGAGGCUCCGCCAGCGCGGGGUGCAGUUCCUUGUGGGGUGCGCCCAGCAGCCUCUGCCGGCUUCACCCUCAGUGCCUUGUCCGAGCUCAUGUAA
Messenger RNA from Rangifer tarandus platyrhynchus (Svalbard reindeer), 648 nucleotides. The record is from the annotation of a GenBank genome assembly. NCBI's taxonomy places the organism in Eukaryota, Metazoa, Chordata, Mammalia, Artiodactyla, Cervidae.